AGGUCUAGGCGUGCGUGCGUCCGUCGUCAUAUUCGUGCGCGAUUCGAAGAACCGAAAGGAAGGUUACUGGACCUAAGAGCCGAGUUUCUUUAAAACUACAAAAUGUCGGAACGCGAAAAUAACAUUUACAAGGCUAAGCUGGCCGAGCAGGCCGAACGGUACGAUGAAAUGGUUGAGGCCAUGAAAAAGGUUGCCUCAAUGGACGUUGAGCUAACAGUGGAAGAAAGAAAUCUUUUAUCGGUGGCCUACAAAAAUGUCAUUGGUGCACGCCGUGCGUCCUGGCGGAUAAUUUCUUCGAUAGAGCAAAAAGAAGAGAAUAAGGGCGUCGAAGAAAAACUUGAAAUGAUUAAGAACUACCGCUCGCAGGUGGAGAAGGAAUUGCGCGAUAUAUGUUCCGAUAUUCUCGAGGUGCUUGACAAGCACCUUAUCCCGUGCGCAACGACUGGUGAGAGUAAGGUGUUUUAUUAUAAAAUGAAGGGUGAUUAUCAUCGCUAUUUGGCCGAAUUUGCCACUGGUGGAGAUCGUAAGGAUGCCGCCGAAAAUUCACUCGUUGCGUACAAGGCCGCCAGUGAUAUCGCUAUGACUGACCUUCCACCAACGCACCCAAUCCGAUUGGGAUUGGCUUUGAACUUCUCAGUAUUUUACUAUGAAAUUCUGAACUCUCCGGAUCGUGCCUGCCGCCUAGCGAAAGCCGCAUUCGACGAUGCUAUUGCCGAACUGGAUACUCUGAGCGAAGAAAGCUACAAAGAUUCAACGCUAAUCAUGCAGUUGCUUCGAGACAACCUCACCCUAUGGACAUCCGACAUGCAGGGUGAUGGCGAAGGUGAACAAAAGGAACAAAUCCAGGAUGUCGAAGACCAAGACGUGUCGUAAUUUGGGCGCGUCUCGUUUUAUGUCAAAACAAGCAAGUCCACUUCUACUCCAUCGUCAUCAACAACUACAUCAAUCGCAACUACCGCAAGCAGCACAGUAGCACCACCCUGCUCUGUUGUCGUCCUCGUCGCCGUCUUCUUCCGCGUGGGCAUCAUUAUUCGUUCCUUAGAGCAAUGGUAGCCACGGUCAUUAGUACGACGUCCUGUGUGCUGUGUGCCUGCAGUGUAUGCAGAAAUGAAACAAUGAAUCCAUCAUUAUCACCUCGCAUGAGCGCAACAGCGUGUGCAGCAAUUACCCAGUUUGCUUUAAUUACUGCACCUCUAUGGAAAACGUUAUUAAACUACGUUAUUCUAAGUAGUGCAUAAGUUUUACUGGUGUUACUAUUUCAUGCUUCACGAAGCUUUACUUUGUUCCCUGCGGCGCAGUAAGCAAAUUAUUUCGGAUUAGGAGACGAAGAAUACAAACAAAACGCAGUGUAACGCAGGGCACAAACCCACCCAGUUGUCGUUAACCACGUUAUUUUCAUGGCUAGUGAGGCGCACAGGAAGGAAAUUGUUGGCAUAUUCUUCAUUGGCUGCUGGUACUCACUGUAGUGAAAGUGGUUUGUUUGGUAUCUAUUUACUACUUUGCGCCGAUUAUUUGAGUUAGAUUGUAAUUUGAAAAUUACGUGCGCACGUGCUUGCAUAGCUCAAACAUAUUUACUCCAUACUGAUUUUGAAAUUAAGUACCGCUGGUAACCUGCCCUUUACAAACAAGCUAGCUUAAACAGGACGAAAGGGUGUAUAGGCACUUCUGGAAGCGAGGGAUCGAGGUUCAUUACAUAGCAGACAGUGACGACAGCAGGGCUAGUAAUAAAACUCCCGGCUUGCAACUUACGAAUAAUCAAGCGUAAACCAAACUGAGCGUUUGGUUACACUAAAGUAAAUGAAGGAUUAGCAUUGGGAUGGGAAACGGAAGAUGUGACGAAAAAUCAUCAAGCGAAUCCAUUGAAUGAAUGUGUAUUGUUUUUGUCAAUAUAUACUAAAAUAAAGAAUUAACUAUAAAUACCUAAUGUCGGAACGAACACGAUGCAUCAACAAACCGCGGCAGUAAUUGCAAACAUACAACAAUUGGAUGGAAUUGUGGCGAAUCGAGCUGUACUUUGAGUACUCAAGCUCGGUGCGGGAGAUCAAGUCAUGAGAUGGGUUUAUUAAUAAGUUAACACUGGCCGAAGCAAUGUGGAACAUGUGAUGUAUUCGCAGGAGUAGUAAUACAAAUCACGCAACUAGUUGAGUCUUGUACGUGCGAAUUGGGUGAUUGUACAUGUUCCAUCAGUGUUGCAGCAAUAGGUAACUAUCCUAUUGGCAGCAGAGCGGUCUGCAUUUACGGUUUACCGGUUUUUCUGACAUCUGUUUUGGACGCGGGCUUCUAAAUUCCAAUUUUAAAACAUCUCGUAACAUUAGUGAAAAACAUGAAAUGAUGAUAAUUGUGUUAUUUUUCUAACAUAUAACUCGAUAUUCUCGACGCUGACGGAUAAAUGUGUUCAGGAAAAAGUAGAUCAAACUUCCUUUGGCGUUACAAUGUGCUGGUGUUGCGAAAAAGAAUUGCAAGAAAAUUGAUAAAAUUUGCUGGAUGUUAUUAAAGUUGCCUAAUGUACAUAUACUUAAAUAUGUAUAUCCUUUGGCCAACUUAAAAGAUUGAUUUCCUAGAAAAUUGAUCCGUUUUCCAUGAUUGUCCUGGUGUGCUACUUUGACUCUCGGACUAGAUAUGACAAAAUAUCGUCGUAAGGCAUAUGUAGCAUACGGCAUAGUAAAAAAAGAAAUGAUUAAUUCAUCUCCUGUUUUUCCUAUAUUUUACACAUGAGGAACAAGUGGCAAUUGCCGAUUAUGAACAACAUCCCGUUAUCGCUUAUUCAUCGUAAAUAUGCAUUCUAUAGCAGCCUAGGGAAAUUAUCACCAAUUUCCACCAAUUAAACUCCGGUAAUAAGGAAAGCAUUGCAAUAAAAGUGUGCGUAUCAUCUCAAUUACAGUUAAAAAAGUAUUAUUGAUUAAAAAUUAAAAUCCGGUCGUGGAGUGCAUUAUGAAGAGUAUCGGCUAUGCAUCUUGCAAGCAGUAAAAUUUUAAAUUAUUCACAACGAAAUAGAAGAAAAAUACUUCUGGACAGUAAAUAGAGCAUGAGUUGUUAUUUCAUAUGGCAAACAAAAAGCAAGAGUACACAAGAACAGCUAAUUUCGGAGCAAUCGAUAGAAGAAGAAUAGAAAGGCUAAUUACUCUAAACAGAGAGCAAACAAUGAAACACAAAACCAACGCAGUUAAAUAUAAGAAAAGGAAGAAGAAAAUGAAAAUAAACAAUUCUAGUAGUAACUAGUGAAGAGCCUUUUGAUUUAGAUGCAUCCAAGGGAGGAAGGGAACCGCACAGUUUUGCACCUUACGAAGACCUGCAGGGAAGUGCAGCUGCCUGCAUCGGGGGCGUGCAUUAGAAGCUUUUGUCCCUUUGAAUGAGCUGGCUGGUGAGUGUGUGUGGUAUACCAGAGAUAACGUGGAACGGGUGCUUUACUCGACCGACACGUGGCUAAUAGGAUUUUGUCAGCUUUGGACCGUGUCCAUGUCUUAGAAGCGAGAGUACUGGAGUUUUAAAAAUAGCCAAAACAUUUAAAUCAUGUAAAGGGCCACAAUUUCGAGCUCUGGUAUUAUGUUUGAUCACUGAAACGUACUUUUUAUCAUCGCAAGAAAACCAAUAUGGGAACAAAAUUUAACGUUUUCCUACCAGUUUCUCCAAACACGAAUGAUUGAUUCCCAUUUGCAUCGUUUGCAAAUAAUGAAAAUUAUUAAAGGG
Molecule: messenger RNA, 3687 nt
Organism: Anopheles nili
Lineage: Eukaryota; Metazoa; Arthropoda; Insecta; Diptera; Culicidae
Gene: 14-3-3epsilon
Product: 14-3-3 protein epsilon
Exons: 6
Coding region: 103-873 (256 amino acids)
Biological process (GO): signal transduction
Cellular component (GO): cytoplasm
Source: RefSeq, a predicted model, not a curated record